AUGGAGGGGGAGUGGGUGUGGGUGGACUCCGAAAUCGGGGUACCCAUCGGAGCUAGGGUCACAGUAACACCAUCUGGUCAGCGGUUACUAGUCGACGAUGAAGGAAAGCAGUGGAGUCUGGCCCAGGAGCAGGAGGCCUCGCUCAGGAUCAUGCACCCCACCUCCGUGGAGGGGGUGGAUGACAUGAUCAAGCUGGGAGACAUGACGGAGGCCGGCCUCCUCCGGAACCUGCUGCUGCGACACAAACGAGGCCUUAUCUAUACCUACACAGGCUCUGUGCUGGUGGCAGUGAACCCAUACAAGGAUUUCCCUUUUUAUUCAGGUGACCAGGUGGGGUUGUACCAUGGUCGAAAGCUGGGGGAACUCCCUCCGCACAUCUUCGCCAUCGCUGAGUCAUGCUACUGUAACAUGAUGCGGCAUCUCAGGAACCAGUGCUGCAUCAUCAGUGGGGAAUCAGGUGCGGGGAAGACAGAGAGCACAAAGUUGAUCCUGCAGUAUUUGGCGGCGGUCAGCGGUGAGCUUUCUGAGCAGCAGAUCGAGCAGCAGAUCCUCGAGUCAAACCCCAUCCUCGAAGCGUUUGGAAAUGCAAAAACGAUCCGCAAUGACAAUUCCAGUCGCUUUGGGAAAUAUUUGGAGAUCUUCUUCAGUAAGAACGGAGUGAUUGAAGGAGCUCGAGUGGAGCAGUAUCUCCUGGAGAAGUCCCGUGUCUGCCAUCAGGCCCUGGAGGAGAGAAACUACCACGUGUUUUACUGUAUGCUUGCAGGAGCCACGGCAGAGGAGAAGAAAACAUUGAACCUCGGUGAUGCUAAGGAGUACAAAUUCCUUUCCAAGGGCGGCUGUAUCCAGUGUGACAGCAGGGAUGAUGCUAAAGACUACCAGCGUAUUCUCUCCGCCAUGAAGAUCCUCACCUUCUCAGAACUCCAGUGUCAGGAAAUCCUCAAGCUGCUGGCAGCCAUGUUACACCUGGGAAACGUCUGCUUCCAGGGAUGGUUAUGA
This is a messenger RNA of Notothenia coriiceps (black rockcod), 996 nucleotides long. RefSeq names its product unconventional myosin-VIIa-like. Gene Ontology annotation, cellular component: myosin complex. The record is from RefSeq and is a predicted model, not a curated record. The coding region runs from base 1 to 996 and encodes 331 amino acids. Lineage: Eukaryota; Metazoa; Chordata; Actinopteri; Perciformes; Nototheniidae. Gene Ontology annotation, molecular function: cytoskeletal motor activity; ATP binding. The transcript is spliced from 10 exons.